AUGGUCAAUCGGGGUGUCUCGCACGGCUGCAAUACUUGCAAAAAACGACGAGUCAAAUGCGACGAGUCCAAACCUACGUGCAACGAAUGCAUCCGCGUUGGACGGCAAUGUGCGGGUUAUGGGAAGCCCCAAGUUCGAGUGAGGUUCCGGGACCUCACUUCGCAAUACUUGAAGACACCGUCCGAUCAGACGACAACCGCCAAAAAUAACAACCAUGAGAAGCAGAGAAAACAUUCGUGUGUUCAGCGGUCCCCUCGUCGCCCACUGCACCUUCUCGCGAUACCUGAAAGUCUACUUCCGAAACAGCUGGACAUUGCUGUUGCAUUCUACCUCAGAUACAUCACCGAUGUCGGUCGCAAUCUGCAGUCGACGCGCGGUUUCCUAGAGUUUGUUCGUCCCGUUCUGGCUUCCGAGUCCCACGGGUCAGCUUUGAGCACUGCGGUCAAUGCCGCUGCAACCGAACUAUGGGCAUUGCUGAGACCUUCCGAUGUUACUGGCUCCCAGCCCAUUCAGCUGCACCAAAAAGCUUUAGUGAGAUUAAAGCAAGCUAUCUCUACACCAGAGGAAAGAAGGAGCGAUGCUGUAGUUCUUGCAACGCUAGUACUACAACAUCUGGACGGCCUGAUCGCUGUGUUCAACCGUCAAGAGCCCCGAAGCACGCAUCGUGAAGGGGCAUUAGCGUUGCUCACGCAGAAGGGUCGCGACACAAAAAGCCCAAAGUAUUAUCCGCAUUUGCUAGGAAAUCUCCUCCACUCGAAGAUUUCCUUUUGCGUCAGGAAUAAGAUACCGUUGGCUGUUGGUGAACUGAUGUGGCUUCAGACUGAAGUUAUUCCUACCCUACCUGAUAACCCGAGCUCUCAGCUCGAUGUCAUUGGCAUAUCGGUUUCAAGGCUUCAAAAUACGUUCUGCCAGCUUGAAUCACAAGGAAGUAUGGCAGUGGCUGCAUCAGGAGCUUUAAUAGCUACCAUACAAAAUGUCGACGCCCAGCUCCGGGGAUGGCUGCACCAUGUGCCGGAUGUAUGGCGCCCCAGACGAAUUCCAGGCGAGACCCCCGUUCUUUUAUCCAUUUUUACCUACCAUGACUCUUGCGAUAUAUACCCAAGUGUUCAGGUUGCAAAUAUAUGGAAUACGUGGCGGACGUAUCGUCUCAUUGUAGAGUCCAUCAGAACGAAAAUCACUCGUGCGCUUCGGGUCGUUUUCGAGGAAGGAGACUUCGCCAUGCCCACAGACGAGCUGUUGAGUGACGAGGGCGAAACGCAUCGAGAGACCCCGAACCUGAUUGAAUCCAUAUGUCGAAGUAUACCUUUCUAUCUUGGGAGCUUCACUCGACCAUUGACGUACUCCGAUAUCCAUGUCCCUCUAUUAGUUUUUCCUAGUUAUCAUGACCUACGGCCCGAUGACCCCGCAUUCACCAUUUACAAGAACAGCGAUGACUACGCUUCUAAGGAGGAUCAUUGCCGGCACACUGCUCUUCACGGCCCUCUACACGCCUUGACUAUUUUGUCCAGUCUCAUGGACCUGCUCUCUGAGCAGCCAUGCCCCAAGACCGCACACAGUCUGAUAAACCGGCAGAAGCAGUGGGUUAAAGAGCAGCUUAAUCGCUGUCUUUAUCUGACUCGUCUCGAUUUGCGCAUCGCUGAGCGUAUAAAAACAUCCAACCAUCUUGCAUCCCCAGGCCAAGCAUCAGCACCUGAGGAGUUUGCUCAAGCAGUGCGCCGAGCACUGACACCUGUCACCAUAUUGUGA
This is a messenger RNA of Periconia digitata, 1746 nucleotides long. NCBI's taxonomy places the organism in Eukaryota, Fungi, Ascomycota, Dothideomycetes, Pleosporales, Periconiaceae. The record is from the annotation of a GenBank genome assembly.